CAUCACCGUCAAGUCCCCCACAUUCACUAAUAUCUGCAAAAAUUUUCCCUCCCUUUUCAUAGUUCUCCGAGAGAGAUAGAGUUGUUCGAUGGAGACGAGCAAGACCACAGAGGGAGGCAACGACAACGAGAAGCUUGUUGCUGUUGUUGAUGUUGGUGCUGAGGGCGAGGCUACUACUGCUAAUGCUACUGCUACUGUGUCUGAGACGAUGAAGAUUAAGAAGAAGAAGAAGAAUCACAUUCAGGUCUCCAACACCAAGAAGCCUCUCGUCUUCUAUCUCAAUCUUGCCAAGAGGUACAUAAACCAGUACAAUGAUGUAAAACUCUCUGCCUUGGGCAUGGCAAUUCCUACUGUUGUCACAAUCUCCGAGAUUCUGAAACGUAAUGGACUAGCAAUCGAGAAAAAGAUAGCGAUAUCCUCUGUUGGUUCAAAGGAUGAGGAGAAAGGCCGGAUGGUUCAGAAAGCACAGCUUGAAAUUGUGCUGGCAAAGGCUGAGAAAGUCGACAAGACCACUGUUGCUACAUCACCAAAGAAUGACAUUUGAAAUUGUUCUGGAGUGUGAUUUUCACAUUUAUCUUUUUUUCCAAUCUUACAUGCAGUUUAGAGUAGGCGAAGAAUGACAAGUCUCUUGGUUGGUAUGUGGUUCCUUCCAAUUAGAGCUGCUGCCAACAUGAUGAAAGUAGAGACGGCCCACUGCGAGAAGAUAUGAUCUGAUGGAACCUUGGCAUCUGCAUUUCUUCUUUUAGUUUCUCCUUUUCUCGGCGUUAUUGAAGUCACAUUUACCCUCAAUGUGUACAUACUGUUUCAUUUUACUGCCAACAUAAUAGAAGGAUGUACAAAUUUACAGAUC
Alnus glutinosa is the source of this 850-nucleotide messenger RNA. RefSeq lists its product as uncharacterized. The record is from RefSeq and is a predicted model, not a curated record. Bases 89 to 544 code for a protein of 151 amino acids. Gene Ontology annotation, cellular component: nucleus. The transcript is spliced from 5 exons. Gene Ontology annotation, molecular function: RNA binding. Lineage: Eukaryota; Viridiplantae; Streptophyta; Magnoliopsida; Fagales; Betulaceae.